AAGUCAAUAUGUGAGCGCUAUAAACAAACUAUUAGUUAAAUUAUAAACUGUUUAUUAACAUGGCUACCUCAAAAAAUUUACUUCCUAUAUUAGUUAUAUUUUCUAUAAAUACCGUUUUAGGUGAUAUUAUAGUGAAUACUAAAUCUGGAAAAGUAAAUGGAAAAGAAGUUCAGUCCGUUAUUCCCGAUAAGAAAUAUUUUUCAUUCUUAAGUAUUCCUUAUGCUCAGCCACCAAUUAAACAGCUCCGAUUUAAGCCACCACUCCCCCAUCCAGGUUGGGAAGAUGUCUUAGAAGCUAAAAAAGAAAAAAAACAUUGUGCUCAGUUCAAUUUGCCGAUAAGAUACAUUAACAAAUAUGGGUUUUGUGGAGAUGAAGACUGCUUACAUUUAAGUAUUCAUACACCAAAAUUACCAGACAACGAGAACUUAGAUUUACCUGUAAUCGUUUUUCUGUAUAAUGAAAUGUUCAAAGUAUCUUUUAAUGCCACAAAAGAUUAUGGACCGGAUUUUAUUAUGAACGAAGAUGUUAUUUUGGUAACGAUAAACUACAGAUUAAGUGUAUUAGGGUUCGUUUCAUUUGAAGAUGAACUACUUCCAGGAAAUAAUGGAAUAAGAGAUGUUUUAUUAGCUCUGAAGUGGUUAAAAGAGAACAUUAAUAGUUUUGGGGGAGAUCCUUCAAGAAUAACUCUUAUUGGGAAUAGUGGUGGCGCUGCUAUUGUAGAUAUAUUGUUACGUUCGCCAAAAGCAAAAGGUUUAUUUAGUGCUGCAAUUUUACAAAGUUCUUCUUCUUUUGAUCCGCUAUAUUUCGAGGAGAACCCUAAAGAGCGCGCCAUAUCUCUCACAAAGGCUCUACAAGAUAAAGCUACGACAAGCGCAUCGUUUAUUGAACGCUUGUCUGAUGUAUCAGCUUUUACAAUUGGAGACCAUGAACACUUAGUCGUCGAUACUGAUGUACCUAGAGCAAUUCAAAGAGGAACUGUUCCAUUUGGCCCUGUUAUUGAAAUCGAACACGAUGAUGCUAUAAUAACUGAACUCCCAGAAAACAAUCCAAUGGAUAUAAAGGUUCCAGUAAUGAUAGGAUUCAACUCCAGACAUUCAAUUGAAGCGAACGCACGCUAUCUUUACAGCUCUCAAUUUCUGUCAUACGCUGAAAGAGAUUUUCUUAUUUCAUUUCCAAGGAGGGUGAACUAUCAUUUUCAAAUAAAUGAUGAUAUCUAUAACAAAGCUAUGAAAGAAAUUAAAGAUUUUUAUUUUGAAGAAGGAUAUGUUAAAAGCAGCAAACCAGGAGAAUAUUUAACUUAUAUUAACGACAUACUGAAUUUCUACCAUAUUGAUUACGCUGUUCAAACAUAUACAAAUACAUCGAGUAUGCCUGUUUACUAUUAUAUGUUUGACUACAGUGGAGAAUUGAACUUUAGAAAAAAAAUAGUAAUGGCUGAUGCAACCAAUUUUGAUGGCACAUGGGGAGCAUCAGCAGGCGACGAGUUAUGUUAUUUGUUUGUGUGCAAUCAAGGGAGAAGGGAGUACAAGAAAUUACUUGCUUCAGACGAGGAUGCGGAAGAAAUAAAAGUAUUAAAAACUAUGGUAAAAAUGGUGACAGAUUUCGCAAAGACAGGUAACCCAACACCUCCUGGAAGCGUUUUCAUAUGGAAACCAGCUACAAAAGAAAACAAGGAGUGCUUAGUCAUUUCUGAUGAAUUGAAGAUGGAGUCAAAACUUUACGAUAACAGAAUUCGGUUUUGGAAUAAUUUUAUAGAGAAAUAUGAAAAACUCGCCGUGGACGGUGUAGUUAAAGAUACCCAUGACGAAUUAUAAUCGAAAAAUGGCAAUAACUUAUUAAAUAAAGAAAAUUUACAUAUACUCUA
Melitaea cinxia (Glanville fritillary) is the source of this 1864-nucleotide messenger RNA. RefSeq names its product esterase E4-like. The transcript has 3 exons. The coding region runs from base 60 to 1814 and encodes 584 amino acids. Lineage: Eukaryota; Metazoa; Arthropoda; Insecta; Lepidoptera; Nymphalidae. The record is from RefSeq and is a predicted model, not a curated record.